Messenger RNA from Colletotrichum abscissum, 1134 nucleotides. Its product is annotated as transketolase. The transcript has 2 exons. Gene Ontology annotation, molecular function: pyruvate dehydrogenase (acetyl-transferring) activity. Lineage: Eukaryota; Fungi; Ascomycota; Sordariomycetes; Glomerellales; Glomerellaceae. Gene Ontology annotation, biological process: pyruvate decarboxylation to acetyl-CoA. The record is from RefSeq and is a predicted model, not a curated record. Bases 1 to 1134 code for a protein of 377 amino acids.
AUGUCCCGAUUCCUCCGUCCCGCAGCACGCCUGGCGUCCUCUGCCAGAGCUGCCUCCCUCCGCACCUCCCCCAUCUCUCAAUUCGUUAGCCGGCCUGCUGCUUUCACCAUCCAGUCACGGACAUAUGCCGACGCAAAGGGAACCAAGGACUACACUGUCCGAGAGGCCCUCAACGAGGCCCUCGCCGAGGAGCUUGAGGCCAAUGACAAGGUCUUCGUUCUGGGUGAGGAGGUCGCUCAGUACAACGGCGCAUAUAAGGUCACAAAGGGUCUUCUGGACCGGUUCGGCGAUAAGCGUGUCAUCGAUACACCCAUCACCGAGAGCGGUUUCUGUGGUCUCGCCGUUGGCGCUGCCCUCAGCGGACUGCACCCUGUGUGCGAGUUCAUGACCUUCAACUUCGCCAUGCAAGCCAUCGAUCAGAUCGUCAACUCCGCCGCUAAGACCCUCUACAUGUCCGGUGGCAUCCAGCCCUGUAACAUCACUUUCCGCGGCCCCAAUGGCUUCGCCUCUGGUGUUGCUGCGCAGCACUCUCAGGACUACUCAGCCUGGUACGGCAGCAUUCCUGGUCUGAAGGUCGUCUCCCCUUGGAGUGCCGAGGACGCCAAGGGUCUGCUCAAGGCGGCCAUCCGCGAUCCCAACCCCGUCGUCGUUCUCGAGAACGAGCUCAUGUACGGCCAGACUUUCCCCAUGUCGGAGGCUGCCCAGAAGGAUGACUUCGUUAUUCCCUUCGGCAAGGCCAAGAUCGAGCGCUCCGGCAAGGACUUGACCAUUGUCACGCUCUCCCGAUGCGUCGGCCAGGCUCUGGUUGCUGCUGAGAACUUGAAGAAGAACUACGGCGUCGAUGUCGAGGUUAUCAACCUGCGCUCCGUCAAGCCCUUGGACGUCGAGACCAUUGUUCAGUCUGUCAAGAAGACCCACCGCCUGCUUUCCGUUGAGUCUGGAUUCCCUGCCUACGGUGUCGGCUCAGAAAUCCUGGCUGUGACGAUGGAGUACGCCUUUGACUACCUUGAUGCGCCCGCCCAGAGGGUCACUGGUGCCGACGUCCCUACCCCUUACGCGGCCGGCCUGGAAGAGAUGGCUUUCCCUACUGAGCAGAUCAUUGAGAACUACGUCGCCAAGAUGCUGCGUCUGUAA